Messenger RNA from Tigriopus californicus, 827 nucleotides. RefSeq lists its product as uncharacterized. The transcript is spliced from 5 exons. Gene Ontology annotation, biological process: sphingoid catabolic process. The record is from RefSeq and is a predicted model, not a curated record. NCBI's taxonomy places the organism in Eukaryota, Metazoa, Arthropoda, Copepoda, Harpacticoida, Harpacticidae. Bases 202 to 819 code for a protein of 205 amino acids. Gene Ontology annotation, cellular component: endoplasmic reticulum.
AAUUAACUGCCGAUCUAUUACUUCGUUUUUUUGUCCCUUUGUAAGAGGUAUUGUACAUGUUCACCCCCCUGGGAAUCAAUCCAAAGGUGCUAUUAAAACGCACCUUAAAGCUCCCCAUAAGACCCCCAGAGUCACAAGAAGGUAUUUUUCUUCUAUCAACAAUUGUGAAAGUGAGGCACGUUACCUUUCAAAGAUAGAAAAAUGGCGUUCGGCAAGGACACUUUCAACUUGGAGAAACAGUUCACCUUCUACGCUUCCUACCACAACAAUCCGGUCAAUGUGGCCAUUCAUAUGAUUUGCAUCUGGCCGAUUCUGGCCACGGGUUUGGUGCUCCUUCAGUUGUCGUCCUUCUGUUCUUGGACUCAUCUACCUACUCCGGAUUGCCUCCAAAAACUGCCUUUGGGCCUUGAAGCUCCACUGAACUUGGCUUUGGUUGUGGCCCUCAUCUAUGUUGUGUCCUACAUGUUAAUGGAACCAGUUGUGGGCGGGAUUGCCGCCCUCUUCGUGACGGCUCUUUAUUUUGGAUCGUGGAACAUGGUCUCUGAGGAUUGGCACGUUGGUGGUUAUCCCGUUUGGCGAGUGGCCUUGGUAAUCUUCAUCAUGGCCUGGAUAAUCCAGUUUAUUGGACAUGGCGUGUUUGAAGGACGAGCCCCGGCCCUUCUGGACAGUUUGGAUCAGGCCCUCUUAACAGCACCACUUUUCGUUCUUUUGGAGGUGUUCUUCUUUCUGGGAUACCGCAAAGGGUUCCACCAGAAGAUUAUGAAGCAGGUGGCGAUCAAUGUAAAGAAAUUCAAGGAGGGCAAUAAAAAGGGACAAUAAACUCUCAA